Exophiala oligosperma is the source of this 578-nucleotide messenger RNA. RefSeq lists its product as uncharacterized. Bases 1 to 537 code for a protein of 178 amino acids. The transcript is spliced from 2 exons. NCBI's taxonomy places the organism in Eukaryota, Fungi, Ascomycota, Eurotiomycetes, Chaetothyriales, Herpotrichiellaceae. The record is from RefSeq and is a predicted model, not a curated record.
AUGCCUUACCACUGGACUGCGGAGAGGGAACGCCGCAUGCUUCUUCUUGCCAUUGCUUCUGCCAAGUUGAAGCCGUCGGCCGGUACAUGGACAAAGGUUGCUCAACUUUUGGGGGAAGGCUUGACUGCCUCCGCCGUAAGUCAAAAAUACUACAAACUCCGAAACGAGUUUGGCAAGCAGCUUGACGGUCAACCGUCGUCGUCGUCGUCGAUGCCUUCUACUCCGACCAAGCGAAAGGCAAGAGACAACGAUGACAACGAUGACUACGACGAUGGAGAAGGAACAGAAGACAAGAAACCAAGAACACCAUCGUCGAAGCGUGCGAAGAAGCCGAAAUGGGAGCCUUUGGAUGCUAUUCUCGUUUCGGAUUCUAGCGACGAUGGCUCCGCCUCGGUCAAGGAGGAAGACAUGACUGCGAACAUGAUGAACACGACUACUCGGACAAACAUGUUUGAGCAACAAUACAUGAACGGGCAACUUUUCAUGCCAGUGCACAUGCCCGUGGCAACAAAGGAGAACUCUCAGAGGGUUUACUAAAUGGCAAUGGCUUUGUUUUGGAGGUGAGAGACUGAGAGGAG